AUGCGUUUCACCAUUGCUACCGUUGCCUUCUUCGCCGGCCUGGCUGCCGCUAUGCCCAACGGCGCUGACACCACCGUCUACGAGACUGAUGAGGUCACCAUCACCUCCUGCGGACCUACCGUCACCAACUGCCCUGCCAACUCUGGUGUCCCCACCUCCGCCCCUGCUGUUGUGACCUCCGUCCCCCAGGGUGCUGGCGCUGGCUCCUCGCCCGCUCCUUCCAGCGGUGCCCCGGCUCCUUCUGCCCCCGCUGCCUCUGGCCCUGCUCCCUCGGCCGCUCCCAGCUGGACCACUUCCGUCCCCGCUGUUGCCCCCGUUCCCUCCGUUCCCGCUGGUAACGGUGGCGCCGGUGCCUCCUCCAUGUCCUACAGCGUGGUUGCCCACACCACCUGUGUUCCCACUGUCAUCUACUCCACCGUCCCCAUCCCCAUGGGUACCUCCCCUGUGACCGCUGGCUCCGGUGGCUCCGCUCCCCACGCCCCCUCCGCCACGGCGCUGCUGCCUCCGGCUCUGCCGCUGCCUCCCCCCUCCGCCACCCCCGCCUACAGCGGUGCUGGUGCCGUCUCCGGCUCCAUCGGCUUCGCCGGUCUUGCUGCCGUUGCCGCCUUCGUCCUGGCUUAA
Molecule: messenger RNA, 621 nt
Organism: Penicillium longicatenatum
Lineage: Eukaryota; Fungi; Ascomycota; Eurotiomycetes; Eurotiales; Aspergillaceae
Product: GPI anchored serine-rich protein
Exons: 2
Coding region: 1-621 (206 amino acids)
Source: RefSeq, a predicted model, not a curated record